Hypomesus transpacificus is the source of this 3180-nucleotide messenger RNA. RefSeq lists its product as uncharacterized. The record is from RefSeq and is a predicted model, not a curated record. NCBI's taxonomy places the organism in Eukaryota, Metazoa, Chordata, Actinopteri, Osmeriformes, Osmeridae. The transcript has 11 exons. Bases 916 to 2346 code for a protein of 476 amino acids.
UUUUAUCUGCCUUGGGAUGUGCUAUUCCAGGAGUUCGAGUAGAUUUAAAGGAGACACGUUUUUAUAUAAAACAUUUUGACAUUCCUUCAAUUCAAAAUAACCGAUUCGAAUUGGUCCCUCGAAAGAAAAAAAAGAGGUGAUAAUUUGUCUAGAAUUAGCGUGACUGCAAAGACUUAAUCCCAUUAAUUAAGUGGCAAAUUUGCAGGUUGCCAAGUCACUUGCAUCCUUGAUUGACCUGGCCUCAUUUCGAAGCAUUAGUAAACCUGUAAGCGCUGGAUGUGGGAAUGAAAUGGACAUCACAACUUUCUUCAAUAAUUUGUUAAUGCUACAUGUCACGGCUACUGGAUGUGGGCUUAUUUUAAGGUAAAGACAAACGCAGUGCGCUCUUUGUCAUAUGCAAAAGUACAUGAAUUAAAACGCGUCCUUCAACUGUUAAUGGGUUCCCCCAUUGCUGUUCCUGCCAGCAACAUUCCAACAGAGCUGAAGUUCCCAGAACACUCAACCACCUCAAUUUAACUUCGUAGAAUAUGAUAAACAGCGAGGAAUGCGCCUCGCUAUGUGACAGACAGUUGACACGCAUAGGGUCUAUACUACGAGUGAAAGAGUGGCUUCCAAAGGGUGUCCAAAAAAGUUAUUUUCGAUGACAAUUACUUUAUAAAUAUAGCUACCAUACCAAGAUGUAUAACAGUUGUUCGAUAUUAAAAAACAUUCCAGCAGAGGAGAACUGCUUUUUAUUGCUCGCUACAUUCUGACGUACUAGAACUGCUUUUGUCCGCGUGCAGUCAUGUCAGCCUGGAAAGUGACUACUUCAACCCAGGAUUAUGGUUGGGUCCUUCCUCAAGUCUGAUAUACUCCCAUCGUUUGAGUAGGUAGCUACUUCAGCUAUGAAAAACGAAAACUGGCCGAUUAGAGAUCAUGCUGCCUUGGAUCCUUCUGAGCCUUUUCAGUAUCUGCCAUGCCUACAAAACUAACGUGGUGUGCUAUGGACAUGACGCCAUCUUCCCUAACGAUGUAUCUGUCUCAAUGUACUUACACAAAGUGUUCUUCACUCCAUCAUCUCCCCCUGGCCUCAUCACAAUGGUGAUGGAUGAGAGCACGUCUCUUGACCCUCGGUUCAAGAGAAGGUCCUUUUCCACAAAGUUACAGGAUGUUACCAUGGCUGAUGAAGGAAUAUACUCAGUCCUGUUUCCAGAGAAUGAUAAACCUUUGCCUGUUCUCGGCAUUACAGUAAAAGAUUGUUCAAAAGAGGCAUGGCUAAAAUAUGGAAUGAGUUACUCCCUUGAGGUGUCCAGAGCUGUCUCCCUCAUCGACUACUCUCCACUGAAUGAUGACAAGGUUAUUGUCAUGUGGGACCGCACCCAUCUUGUAAACACAGCCAGAGGGACACUAGAGAAAGGAAACUUUGUGAUGGAUAAGCUGACUCAGACAGACCAAGGUGUUUACACCUUCCGAGGGAGAAGAGGGAAGUUCUUACACCGAAUCCGCAUCUACAUUGAAGAGUGGACGCUCAGUAAGGCUGUGCAGGCAGGAGAAGUCUUUGAGUUCAGCUUCCCACUGGAUCCCUCUGAGGUCAGCCUCGCAUUCAAGCCAAGCUUCAGUGAUGAUGCUGCCUCACCCUUCACUCUGAUGGAUGGUGGGGUACUGGUAAACAGGUGGCUGUUUAAGGAAAGGAUUCACUAUGUUGGCGGGCUCACAAAAGAGUUGCAGAUUACAGAUUUGAUGCCCGAAGAUCAAGGCACCUUCUGGGUCAGAGACAGACAUGGGAACCUGGCUAAGGUGGUGGAGCUAACUGUUGUAUCACCACAUAUCCCAGUUACAGAUACAGGUAUAAUCAACUAUCCUUUGCUUUUUGCAAGUGUUGCAGUCAGCGUGCUUGUUACGUGCCUUGCCAAGUGUUGCUGCUGUAGGAAAAGUAGUACGAAAAGCAAAUCUGAUGCCAGUACUCCUGAAGAACUGGUUGUCUUCCAUCAUGAGACCACCAUUAUUGGCCCUAGACCCACAGAACCGUAUACAGGGAUCCAACACGACCCUCCCUAUAACCCUGACCAUCCCUCUAUCUCUACUUCCAACCAACAACCUCAAGACGCAGAUGUCUUGACUCAUCCAUUCAAUGUCGUUGCUGGUGAUGAGCCUCCAUCCUAUAAUGCUGCAUCAUAUUUUCAGGGGAUAGACUCAGGAAGCGUGGCAGCUCCAUCACUCUCAAUGGGUUUCGACUGCCUCUCCUCUGACUCAGGGAUCCAGUUUGAGUUUCCCAGGGGAGUAGGCUUCCCCUUGACCCCCCCACUGACCUCAGACCCACCCUCCUAUGCAGAUGUCUACACCUCGGAUAAACUCAACUUUUCCUAGUGUACAUACACCACCCAGAAUAUACACUACUUCGACCUAGUGUAAAAGGGAUCGCUAAUACCUCAUUUUAAUAUCAAAAGUCUUCUUAUUAGGAGUCUUCUCUCUCAAUAGGUUUUAUAAUAUAUGACAAAUGUUCUAUUAAUAGCCUAGACAACAUGAACAUUUGGUGUGUUUCAGAGUUUUUAACAAUCACUUAAUCGUUUGUACACAAUCGCUAUUUAUAGAAUGUUUUAUGGGAAUGUUUUAUUAUUCCACCAUGUGUAUCAGACCAACCACUACCAAGCUAACUAAUGUGCCUGACUACCCAGCCAUAAUCCUACUCAGUGGAUAAGAGAGUAUAUAGUAUAAUUAUUCAAUAGCUGGUCUAACAUGAGUGCAUUAACUUACUGACCAUGAAAAUAAGUGGCCUUUGAAGUGCCAGUAUAAGGCCAAUAUUUCUAACUUCUUUUAUUGAAUUCCUUGAUUUGGAAUGUAGUGGAAUGUAUUUUGUAAUGUUUCAAAAUGUGUGUGUGUGUCUGUAUGUGUGUGUAUAUAUAUAUGUGUGUGUGUGUAUACGAGAGAGAUUAACAUAUUAACAGUUCAUUAGUUUUCAACAUUAAUGCCAUUAUUGGCAUGUGCUGAAUAUCAUAGUUCUGUGGAUAGGUGUUGGAGUAGAAUCCUUGAAGGCAUUAUUACUUUACCGACAUGUAACUGUCUACUGCCAUACUAUCAUCAUUUUCUUUAAUGAUUACUUGAUAAAUGGAUUUUGGUUACAAUAACCAGUUACAAAUCCUGAUGAAUUGGGAUGUUAUCUAUACUGUAUGUUUUAAGAGUUUAUUAAACAAUGUUUAAGUA